AGUGUUGACCAAUCACAGCUCAGGGGUGAGAUUGUCUCGUCCUGGGAUCGCGAGAGGGGUGUAUACAGGGAGGCCAGGCAGCCUGGAGUUAGUCGACCGUUGCGAGACGUUGAGCUGCGGAAGAUGAGUCCGAAGCCGAGCGCCUCGGGACCUCCGGCCAAGGCUGAGGAGACGGGAAAGAGGAAGUCCUCCUCUCAGCUGAGCCCCAGUGGCCCGAAGAAGAAGACUACCAAGGUGGCCAAGAAGGGAAAAGCAGCUCGUGGAGGGAGAGGCAGGAAGAAAGGGGCUGCGACAAAGAUGGCGGCUGCGACAAAGAUGGCGGCCGCGACAAAGAUGGCGGCCGCGACAAAGAUGGCGGCCGCGACAAAGAUGGCGGCCGCGACAAAGAUGGCGGCCGUGACGGCACCUGAGGCGGAGAGCGGGCCAGCGGCACCCGGCCCCAGCGACCAGCCCAGCCAGGAGCUGCCUCAGCACGAGCUGCCGCCGGAGGAGCCAGUGAGCGAGGGGAGCCAGCACGACCCACUGAGUCAGGAGACCGAGCUGGAGGAACCACUGAGUCAGGAGACCGAGCUGGAGGAACCACUGAGUCAGGAGACCGAGCUGGAGGAACCACUGAGUCAGGAGACCGAGCUGGAGGAACCACUGAGUCAGGAGACCGAGCUGGAGGAACCACUGAGUCAGGAGACCGAGCUGGAGGAACCACUGAGUCAGGAGACCGAGCUGGAGGAACCACUGAGUCAGGAGACCGAGCUGGAGGAACCACUGAGUCAGGAGACCGAGCUGGAGGAACCACUGAGUCAGGAGACCGAGCUGGAAGAACCACCGAGUGUGCGGAUGGCCGAGUACUCCCCUGUCUGCGAGAGCAGCGACUAAGUUCAGGCCCAGCCGCCAGACCUCAGAGAUCUCACCAGCGGGGUGCUUGCCAUUCUGAUGAUAAUAAAAUGAAUGUGUUGCAAAUUG
Messenger RNA from Gorilla gorilla gorilla (western lowland gorilla), 960 nucleotides. Its product is annotated as variable charge X-linked-like. The coding region runs from base 124 to 873 and encodes 249 amino acids. The transcript is spliced from 2 exons. The record is from RefSeq and is marked validated. NCBI's taxonomy places the organism in Eukaryota, Metazoa, Chordata, Mammalia, Primates, Hominidae. Gene Ontology annotation, biological process: brain development.